AUGGCUUUGGACGUCACUAGCAUGAAGCCUGUCGACAUGGCCUCUCAGGCCACUGCGGCAACGCGCGUGCUCAAUACUCCUGAGCUGGUCCUGGAGAUUUUCUCCCAUCUCCAUGACCACAAGAGCAAGGCGUGUUUUAUGCUGUUGGGCAGAUGCACUUGGAGAGUUGGUGUAGCAGAGAACUGGAUAGAAGACUGGCAGCUGAGGGCACUCUUCCCUCCCGACGUGGAGAUCAGAGGCCGGGUUCCGGUGGCCGUCAAGAAGGAAGAAGACGUCUCUCUCUCUCGCAAGAUCGGCAAAGGAGAAUGGGACCGGAUCCGACUUCAUCUGCAAUACCUUCGGCGGAUCCACACCCGGGGAAUGUACGACUCGCUCGACAACCUGGGACGAGACACUGGGAUGUUGUUGACGUGGAGCUUCCUAUGGAAGCUUUCGACAUACAACGGCACUGAACUGCUCCUACCAGCUCUCCGCCACGUCUCCAUCUCGCUUAUCUGGCCAUCGGCCUUGCUGGCAUGCCGGAUGCUGUUGGUUCCCCAACUACAGUCUGUCUCCAUACAGGCCGAUCUGUGCGGCCUGCCCGAAGGCAUUAUGUCUACCACCCUUUGGAUGCACCUUGACUCCUUUUUGGAUGUCCUCGCCGAGAAUUGUACAUACCUGGAAAACCUUGAGGUCGAUCUAUAUUGCACAAACGACGACGGCACAUUCACUGCCACCCUGGACACAAGGCUCCUUUCACUUCUUGGGAGACUCUAG
Dacryopinax primogenitus is the source of this 756-nucleotide messenger RNA. RefSeq lists its product as uncharacterized. Lineage: Eukaryota; Fungi; Basidiomycota; Dacrymycetes; Dacrymycetales; Dacrymycetaceae. Bases 1 to 756 code for a protein of 251 amino acids. The transcript is spliced from 2 exons. The record is from RefSeq and is a predicted model, not a curated record.